This is a messenger RNA of Auanema sp. JU1783, 711 nucleotides long. The record is from the annotation of a GenBank genome assembly. Lineage: Eukaryota; Metazoa; Nematoda; Chromadorea; Rhabditida; Rhabditidae.
AUGGAAGGAUUGAACAAGUGUGUUGAGGAACUCGGGGAUUGUGUACUCGAUCCUUAUAAGGACAGCAUCACAUCCACUGAUGGCGUUCAGCAAGAGGUUGUACCUGAUGUAGAGGGAACACUGGAGAGUCCCGAAAUGGUCAAAUUCGUUAUCCCAAUAUGGAUGUACAUUAUCACAAUCUUCUGUCUAUCAAUUACUGUUGGAGUUUUGGUUCUACUAGGUUGCCAUCUUAGGAGAACUCGUAUGAAUCGUUUCAUUCAUACCAAUGCCAGUAACCCUAAAUCAGAUAAUGAAAGUGUCCGUACCAACACCAUAGUUUUUCAUCCCGAUAGCAAUGAGAACUAUGAAGUCAACACGAAGAAUGGUAACUACAGCAGACACGAGGAGGAUUACAUGGACAAGGAUAACAGCUCAAUCGAUAGCGUGACUUCUCAAUCUCUUACUUCUUGCUCGAAUGCUAAUGAAACGGAGUAUCAAGUCAACUCUCUUACCAACAGAAGGGAUAGUCCAGCUGGGAUAGUUUAUUGUUCGAGUAAUGACAACAUUUCUCAACCAAUCUCUGAUAAAAGUCCCGAAUUCAAAUCACAAAUAUCUUUUGAUAAGAAAGUGCCGAUCUCGUCAACAAUGCUUUCAACGGAUGAACUUAUGGACGGCACUUCCUCAGAGCAAUCACACCAAGAUCGUAGCAAUAGCAAUUUCAAUUUCUUUUAA